This is a messenger RNA of Onychostoma macrolepis, 1800 nucleotides long. RefSeq names its product IGF-like family receptor 1 (gene igflr1). The transcript is spliced from 7 exons. The coding region runs from base 44 to 1072 and encodes 342 amino acids. Gene Ontology annotation, molecular function: protein binding. The record is from RefSeq and is a predicted model, not a curated record. NCBI's taxonomy places the organism in Eukaryota, Metazoa, Chordata, Actinopteri, Cypriniformes, Cyprinidae.
CAGACGUUUUUCACUGCUGUCACGUAAAGAAGAAUCAGCCUCAAUGACUUCAGAUAUAUGUACAGAAGGGCAAUUCUGGAAUCGUCCUCGGCACAAAUGUGAGCCAUGUAACACUAAAUAUAAAAUCAUACAAGGUUACGAAUUUACUGAAAACUGCGGAUGGUCCGACGAGCAGCAGCAGAUCGAAUCACCUUACAGACCAUGCAGAGACGGGACAUUUAAUAAUGGAUCUCAAGUUAUUUGCCAAAUAUGUCGCUCUUGCUCACCGCCACAGUUGAUUGCGUUCGCGUGCAAAAGCACUUCGGAUACCAUCUGCUGUAAACAAGGAGAGCAGUUUUUAAAAGGAAAAUGUAGGCCUAUCCCUCAACCGUCGCGGACCACAAGGAUAACAACUGCGAGUACAACUGUCCACAUAACUAGCUCUGUUGCCAGCUCAAGCCCCUCUCUGAGCCCUCAACACAUUCCAGACUCCUCUCCAAGCCCUCAAAGCACUUCAAGUCCAACUGUGUCUCAUGCACAUUUCAUAGGGAUCUAUGUAUGUUUUGGGAUUUUAUCAACUCUCGCUCUGGUGUGUCUUUUCCUGUUCGUCAGGAGGAGGACUAAACCUUUCAACAAAGAAUUGAAAAAAUGCUGUAAUGGAGCAAGUCAUGAAAGCCUGUCCAAAAAGGGCAUUGCCAGAUAUGAACAGGCUGUCUCAUACAACAUAAUCAACGAUGGUAAUAACGAUCACGAGACUGGAUUGUCGCAUCUCUUAGCCCCUGAAGUCCAGGUUGCACCUCUGAAAAUGGUGUUGAACAAUUUGGACGUUCUUGAGGAGCUUGUAUUGGUAUUAGACCCAGACAUUUCUGGUGCCAAGAACACUCGUCACCUUGCCGCCCAGUGCUCCUUUUCUUUUGCCUGGAUAAAUUAUGCCUAUUCCAUGAAGGACCACAAAAGCCCCCUUGUUGCCGUUUUGGAGGGUGUCGUGACCAAGAACCCAGACUGGACUGUCGGCCACCUCGCCGAGCUGCUAAACGCUAUCGGCCGUAACGAUGCAGUGGAGAUUUUGGCGAAGCUUCCUGCAGGUGUAUAAGAAUAAUUCAUGUGAUAUUUUAAGAACACAAACCAGUAAUUUGUUUAUUUUACUGUAUUGUUGAACACAAUCUCAUAAGAAUUUGUACGAUCUGCUUACGCCUCACUGAGGGGUAAUGCUUAGUAUUAGUUCAUCGUAGUGCACAAUUAUACAAAAUCGCCAACUUGGAAAUAGUUUUCUCAUGAGAUUGUGUAUUUGUUCCCUAUAUAUAUAUAUAUAUAUAUAUAUACAUAUAUGCAUUCAGUAUUCAGUGACUGUUGUUGAAGCACGCAAUGCUUGAAUAAUGUACUCAGAUUGACCGUCUAAGAUAAAAACAACACGCUUUUCAUACAGUUAACAGUGGAUAACAGAUGUUGAGUCCAUAUGGAAGCAUUUACAAUCAAAGACAAAACACUUUUUGGGGUUUCCCCUAACUGUUCCACCACCUCCGUUUCAUCCUAGUUCAUCAUUACUUGUAACAUAUGUAGCUUUAUAUAUAGCAUAUGAAAUGUAACACUAUUAAUAUUUCACAAUUUGGAUUUUUGUUAAAUUACUAGAAUUCAUGAAACAGAAGUGCCUUUUUCUUCUAAUGUUUUUAUAAGUAUCAUAAAUCUUGGAAAUACAGAAUUAUUGGCAAUCCAAUAAUCCAAGUUUUCAAUUUCUUGACAGGAUUUGGCCACAAACCAUUUCUGAAAGCAGUGUAUCAUUAGUUAUUAGUAGCAUACAAUUGAUUAUUUUGUAUAAUCACA